Neoarius graeffei (lesser salmon catfish) is the source of this 2977-nucleotide messenger RNA. It is a transcript of the gene pdss2, whose product is annotated as prenyl (decaprenyl) diphosphate synthase, subunit 2. Lineage: Eukaryota; Metazoa; Chordata; Actinopteri; Siluriformes; Ariidae. The record is from RefSeq and is a predicted model, not a curated record. Gene Ontology annotation, cellular component: mitochondrion; transferase complex. Gene Ontology annotation, biological process: isoprenoid biosynthetic process; ubiquinone biosynthetic process. Gene Ontology annotation, molecular function: prenyltransferase activity. The transcript is spliced from 9 exons. Bases 170 to 1312 code for a protein of 380 amino acids.
CUGGAACAUAUACAGUUGUAAUACUUCGUUAGAAGAAAGACGUUUAUUUUUUUCUUCUUCUAAAGCCUUUUUGAGUGGACUGUCAACAGGAAACUAAAGCGGAAGUGCUGUUUAAUGUCAGGAGACGGUUUUGGACUGAAGACAAGAUGUGUUUCAUUCAAUAAGAAGGAUGGCCGUGUGUUCCCGUCUCGCUCUCCUCGGUUCUCUGGGUUCUCCGAGGCGAGGAUGGAGGAGUUUGAGUCUGUUCUCUGGUCCGUCUCCGUCCAGCUGGAGCAAAGUGGUGUCUGAUGCGGAGAAGAUCGUGGGAUAUCCGACGUCUUUCAUGAGUCUGCGCUGUCUGCUCAGUGACGAGCUCAGCAACGUCGCCAUGCACGUCAGGAAACUGGUGGGGACCAAACACCCGCUGCUCAAGACCGCCAGGGGCUUUGUGUAUGACAGUAAACACAAUCUACAGAUGCGUGGUCUGUUGGUGUUGUUGAUGUCGAAAGCAGCAGGACGGAGCGACUCGGCAUCUGACCCUCUCCUGCCCGACAUGAUCAGCGGGAUUUACCCCAGUCAGCGUAUCCUGGCCGAGAUCACCGAGCUGAUCCACACGGCGUUCCUUGUGCACCGUGGCAUUGUGAAUUUAAAGGAGUGGACGUACUCAGACGGGCCGCUCAAGGACAUGCAGUUUGGGAACAAGAUGGCCGUCCUGAGCGGCGACUUCCUCUUGGCCAACGCCUGCACGGGAUUGGCUCAGCUGAACAACACCAAGGUGGUGGAGCUGAUUUCCAGUGCCAUUGGAGACUUGGUGCAAGGUGUCUAUUAUGAAAACUCCAACUGUGCAGAGGAGGGAAAGCUGUCGGUGGCGUGGUGGGAGGACCAGGUGUUCCUCUCCCAUGGUGCACUGCUGGCGAAGAGCUGCCAGGCGGCGAUGGAGUUAGCAAGACACGACGCAGAAGCUCAGACUCUCGCUUACGAGUACGGAAAACACCUCGCUCUUGCACACAAGCUGAAUUCAGACCUGCAGCCGUUCAUGAAGAGUGGUUCCGACCCAGUCGUCUUCUCUCUGGAUUCGGCUCCUGUGGUUUUCCACCAGCUGAUCGUCGGACCCGACAGGUGGACGCACCAGUUCCAGCAGGCCCAGAGCUUGAGCACGCAGACGGAUUACUCCACGCUGUGGACCAGGAUUAGAUCUGGGGGCGGAGUCAAGCAGGCUGUUGACCUCUGCACUCAGCAUGGAAACAUGGCGCUGGAGGCCAUCCGCUGUUUCCCUCCGUCCGAGGCUCGUUCAGCUCUCGAGAACAUCGCCGGCGCCGUCACCAGGUUCUGAUCGGACCAAAACGAGGUCCGGAGUCUGAGAUCCAUCCUCGCGGUCACGUCAGCCGGUCCGAACAUCUGGAAGUGACAUGCUUUUGUAACUUUCUCUCUCUUUCCAUCGAUGGCGGAGAGGAACGGCAGAUCGUGAUCAGGAUGAUUUUACGUUUUACUGUAAAGGCAUCGCCAUGGCAACAGCGACACCACGGACAGCGCUGUUCACAUGCUUAUCGCUUUUUUUGUUCCGAGUGUGGACCUGCGAGCACACAACGUUGUGCUAGCACUCUGUGGUGCUGCUCCCGUCAGGUUUAUUGUAAAGAGACGCUACGACUUUUUUCUCACGCUGUUCAUGUCAGGAGUCGCUUUGGUUGCCGACCCCACCCCCAACUGAUGAUCCGCUUCUUGAACAGCAUUAUACACCUGUUGUGUCUGUCUGGCUGACACUAAUAAUUAAUGAGGGGGGCGUGCGUGCGCGCGCGUGUGCAGAUGGGCAGGAAGCGCUGUGGUAUCGAUCCACUCGGCGCCAGGCUGGGCGGCCUGUGGUUUCCGCGGCGACCGCAUCGGGACGCUCAGGGUGUGAAGCAGGGAGAACACACACAGAGAGAGACACAGACAUAUACACACACACACUCACUGUCUCACUCUCAUGUCCUCUCCUGUUCUUUCACUCUUUUUUUUUUUUCUUUCCUUUAUUCUCUUUCACUGUCACUCUUUUCACACGUUUUUCCUCUUUCCUUUUUGUUUCCUUUUCUUUUGCUUUCUUUCGUUCUCUUUAUUUAAUCUCCUGCUUCCCCUCUCUUUUCUUUUUUGCCCUCUUGUUCGUUCUUUCUUUCUUCACUCUGUUCUUUUUUUUUUUCCUCUUUCUCUGUCGUGGUGUGAUUUAGCAGAUCUUGAGACCCCUCCUGUAAACUGUUAUGACCGUUGUCAUGGUUACACACAAGUAUUAUUAUUAUUAUUAUUAUUAUUAUUAAUAGUCAAAACUUAAUCACUGCUCUGUACAUUAUAUUUUUCAUUGUGUAAAAUAACACAACAGCCGACCAAUCAGAGACGCGUAUUUUCAGACGCUCAGCAGAUAACGUGGUGCUGAAUAAUCAGGAUGGAAAAAUGGAAAUUUUAUGGAAUUCACUGUGGAUUAUUUAAUACUUUAAUCGUUUGGAUUUAUUUUUGGAUUUGUCCCUUCAGAUUAAAGUGUGUAUGUGUGUGUGUGUGUGAGAGAUGCCAGUCAGUAUCACAGCUCUGUGUAAUUUGAGCUCGUCUCUGUUUUUGCUCAUGGAGAUGGAGAUUUUUGCGGUUUGGAGAUUCGGAGACUCGAGGAGUCUGAUGACACACCAGUGUGUGUGUGUGUGUGUGUGUGUGUGUGUGUGUGUGUGUAGGGGCUCAUGGGGCAGCAGCACCAUCUCGACUCCAUUCUGUGUCACUGCAGCGCACAGCGAGAGUGAUGCUACUUUAUAAAAUUCUUAUUAUUAAUUUGAAAAAGUAUAAAAAAAAAAGAUUAUGGAUUUCUAAAGACUGUCAGGAUCUUCAUUCUAAAUUAUUAUUAAUUUUAUUAAAACGUGAAAGAAAAUUUGCAGAGAUUUACCCCAUUGAAAUAUAAUAAUAAUAAAAAGAAUCUUUUGUACCACUACUAUCUACUGCACAUUAUUAGGUUGUAAUACUUUAAAUGAUGUACUGUUGUGUGAUG